Diutina rugosa is the source of this 2223-nucleotide messenger RNA. It is a transcript of the gene SEC34, whose product is annotated as Golgi transport complex subunit. The transcript has a single exon. Gene Ontology annotation, biological process: cytoplasm to vacuole targeting by the Cvt pathway; Golgi organization; intra-Golgi vesicle-mediated transport. The record is from RefSeq and is a predicted model, not a curated record. Gene Ontology annotation, cellular component: membrane; cis-Golgi network; COG complex. The coding region runs from base 1 to 2223 and encodes 740 amino acids. NCBI's taxonomy places the organism in Eukaryota, Fungi, Ascomycota, Pichiomycetes, Serinales, Debaryomycetaceae.
AUGGUGAGGAACAGGCGUCAGUCAAUUGUGGAGGAAAUAGCCAGUGGAGAUCAUGUGGUCGUCACUCCCGAGCCACCACUCAAACCACAACUAUCCCACCAGGUAUCCGUCUGCAAAGCAAAAAGUCUCAUAGACUUGAGCAUCAAGUCAUCCGAAUGGGAAACCAGUGAUAAACUUUAUUUGGAUCCAUUAGAUGGCAAAACGCUGGAUACAAUAUGGAGGAAACAUGGUCAAAAAUACAAUUAUCAGACCUAUCUAUCGAAAGAGGCGAUCAAUGCCAUUGAGGACGAACAAAUGGACCAUCUACUCAAUUUUGCAACGGCUUGCGACAUCAAUAGCAAUGCCCUUAACGAUCUCGUUACAGAAUCGGACAACAUUUUGGAGAAGCUCUCCAAAUUGGAGAUUAAGUAUUAUCAAGUGACAAGUGAGACGGCAGAAUUUGAUCAAGGGCUGAAACGUCUCUUGGAUAUUCAAGCAGAGGAAAAAGCUCGAUACGAGCAAAUGACAGGUUAUUUAAAACACUUCACAAAGUUUGAUUUUAUUGCCAAGCACUUGAAUCGCAGUGGUUACCGCCUAGUUGUUCUGCGGAGUGAUGUAUUUCGGAACGAAAUUUUGGCGGUACUCGAUGAUGCAAUUAAGUUUUUGAACGAACAUCCCAAUUUGAAAGAUAUCGAGAUCUACAAGUCUCGAUUUCGACAAUGCAUGACUCGCUCAAUGACCUUGAUCAAGAAUUGGUUAGUAGAUGAGAUAAAGUCUCGUCAAGAUCAAGUGGUUUCGUUAGCAUCCAAAUCCAAAAAAGCCAAUCCGGAGUUAUUCGUGUUUGCGGAAUUUAUGAGUUACGAUUAUGACACAUUCAGAUCUUGGGUUGAGGAAAUUGAAAAGCGUAUCCCUGAGCAUGCUGAAUACAAGGGAUUGCUUUGGGACGUCAACAAUCAAUUCUUCAAAACUCGUCUCAAACUUAUUCGUACAAUACCACCAUUCACAGCGACUGAUGACAUACCAGUUGUCCAAAAGGUACAAGAGUUAUUUAACUACUAUAACAGGUUGGUAAUCAAGGAGCUUGACAUCUACCUCAAGUACUUUGGUGCUGAUGCUGAUCAGGACCAGCUUUAUCAUUAUCUCAGGACAAUGCUUGAUACCUUGUACGACACAAUCAGAGGAAUGAUUCUUAAAGAGACUAAUAUCAGUGAGCUCUGUCAACUCGCAACCCUCCUUCAAAAGUAUUAUGAAUUUGAAGGUGAAGCAUCCCCGACAGAGGUCAAUUUCGGAGCCCUUUAUAAGUCUAUUGUUGAAGAAGUACAAGCUCGACUAAUUUUCCGCAUUCAGCUUUAUGUCGACAAUAUUCUUAUGAAGUAUCAGCCGAAGGCUGAAGAUUUACAACUUGGUCGGAGGAGAAGUUCAUCGACGCAAGCUGAGGUGAAUGUUUUGGAUGUUGACUUCAAGGAAAACUUGUUUGAGUCGCUCUACCUUCCGCUCGGGAAAGGCUUGACUUUAUUGACGACAAUUUAUGGACUUAUUAACAAUGCGGUUUUUGACGAUAUAGCCCAUUAUAUUGUCCAUGCGUGUAUUGAGCUUCUCAAUGGGCAUUUCAUUAAUUUGGCCACUACUCAUCUUGGGGCCCUUGAUGCAAAGUUGUUGUAUCUCAAGAACUUGCUACUCUUGCGUGAGCAGGUCAACAAUUUUGACAUUAGAAUCGUUCAUAACGACUAUUCCAUCGACUUCACCCUGGGUUUGACUGAUAUAUGGCAAACCUUGCGCCAGGGUCAGUUUAGUCUUAAUAACGCUGGACUCAUAGAAAUGGUUCAGAAGUCUGUGCCUCGAGUUGUUAACAAUAUGAGUGAUGCAAACCAUGAAAUCGAAAUGGAGCUCAACAAUGCUGUCAACGAUUUUAUAAAGGAAGCAUCUAAUAUUGUAAGUGAGCCUAUAAUCAGUGGCCGGGAUUCUCUGGAUCCUAAAGCUGUUAACUCGAGUUACAAGCAUGCCCUCAUCACGAAAGUGCCUUAUGUCUAUAAGCAGUUGGUUGUGUUCAUUUCAGAUCCUCUCGUACGGAAUUACUUGAUGACAAACUUGACGAAUUUAUUAGUGGUCACGUAUGAAAACUACUAUACUUAUUUAGUAGGUCAUUUGACUGACAAGCUGCUUAUCAACGACUUGAUGGAAGUUGACACGAUGAGAGGGUUCUUGACCGAACUAGUUAAUGAGCAAUAUGAAGGUAAUCAAUAG